AUGGAAGGAUUGUCUGGCUCGUAUCUCUUAGAAAGCCCUUGUACUGGCAAUUCUUCUCCGAACAUGACAGCUUCUGAUGGGAAUGAAGGUUAUGAAGUCAAAGAGGCAUUACGCGUACAAAUGGAAGUGCAAAGCAAAUUGCAUCUGCAAGUUGAGGCCGAGAAACACUUGCAUAUUCGCCUGGAUGCAGAACAGAGAUAUCUGGCCAUGCUUGAGAAAGCUUGUAAGAUGCUUGCUGAUCAAUUUAUUGGUGCUGCAGCUAUCAACACAGAUAGCCAGCAGGGGGUGGGGACUAAAACAACUAGAAUUGCCUCUAUUGAUCCACUUGGCUUUUACUCCUUCCAAACCUCUGUGGCGCCCGAAGUGCAUGGUCCAGAGGAUCUACCACCUAGUCUUCAUCACCAAGGGGCUGAUUGUUCUACCGAAAGCUGCCUGACUUCUCAUGAGAGUCCUGGAGGUUUGAAUUUGGAAGUAUCUCCAGCUGGAGGGAAGAAAGGGAUGCUGAGCUUGGAGUCGGCAACAUCUUUGAUCUGGGGUGACACAAAAAUGGGAACCCCAGAAGCCAAUGCGACCCAAGUUAAUUCCUACGGCACCUCUGUGUAUGGAAUGUGGAAUUGA
Dovyalis caffra is the source of this 618-nucleotide messenger RNA. NCBI's taxonomy places the organism in Eukaryota, Viridiplantae, Streptophyta, Magnoliopsida, Malpighiales, Salicaceae. The record is from the annotation of a GenBank genome assembly.